Messenger RNA from Carassius auratus (goldfish), 1765 nucleotides. RefSeq lists its product as uncharacterized. NCBI's taxonomy places the organism in Eukaryota, Metazoa, Chordata, Actinopteri, Cypriniformes, Cyprinidae. The transcript has 6 exons. The record is from RefSeq and is a predicted model, not a curated record. The coding region runs from base 743 to 1675 and encodes 310 amino acids.
UUCCUGCUAUAUAAAAUAACUGGGAAGAUUAAAGCUUAUUUGCAAGCCCAUCAGCUUUCGCUGCUUCACAGUCUAUUAUAUUUUUAUUUAUAGAGCUUGAUAUAGUUACUGGCCGUUGGGUAAGUUUCAGCAUAAGACAAAACUACUCUUCUAAUCGGCUACUUUAAUUUCUUAAAUGCAUUGUCGAAUCGCGCAUGCGCAAUGGAACGGUUUGUGUUAAGAAGACGACGACGAAGAAGAACCUCAGCUCGUGUUCGGGAUGAGGCAGCAAAACUAGGUAUGCUCUUAACAACCAUUUAUAAACCUUGAUGUCAUUGUAUUGCGUAUAAACACACACACACACACACACACACGUGUGCGUGUGCAUGCAUUUAUUUAUUUAUAGAUUCUGAACCUUUUUUCCUUCGCGCCAUAAAAUAACUGGGAAGAUUAAAGCUUAUUUUCAAGCCCAUCAGCUGCUGCUGCUUCACAGUCUAUUAUAUUUUUUUAUUAACAGAGCUUGAUAUAGUUACUGGCCAUUGGGUAAGUUUCAGCAUAAGACAAAACAACUCUUCUAAUAGUCUACUUUAGUUUCUUAAAUGCAUUUUCGUCUCGCGCAUGCGCAAUGGGAUGGUGUGUGUUUGAAGAAGACGACGUCGACGAAGAAUUUAAGCUCGUGUUCGGGAUGAGGCAGUAAAGUUAGUGGCCCAUAUGUGACAGUGAUAGCACAGGACUGCACAGUUCAAAAGAACGCAGGUGCUCAAUGCACCAACAUCUCAGAUCUUUACACACAAACAGAACAUCACUGUUGAUGACAAGAAUUUUGAAAAUCUGUCUGAAAUCAGGAAUUCCUGAAUGUACUGAGGGAAAGUUUACAUCAAAGUACCCAUCAUCUUAUGAAGCCAGCAUGGAGUCCAAAAGGAAAGAGAUGGUGGAAGAAAUGAAGAAACGUCGUCUUAACGUUGCACUGAUAGCCCGGAACAUGAAUUCUACAUUUGCCUUGCGUAGAAAGGAAUUGAUAGAGAAGGAGCCUGCUGUGAAGAAUACAGUGGAAAGGUGGCCAGCCCUCUUCACACAUAGUCAGAUCAUGGCAGAGUUUAAUCGUAUAUCAGGCAAAAACCUGCAAACUGAAUUCUUUCAAAAACUGGACAGAUUUACUCCACGUUUCAUCGAUAUCUUCAGGGCUAAAGGUGGAGACAUUGGUUCCAAACUUAAGAAGAUUCUGCAGCAGAUUGAAAAUGACAAAUCAAACAUCAAUGCGGGACGAACAGCCGUUCUUCACGGCCUACCACUCCUCCUCGGAGAGGACCCCUCCGAUUUUUACAAGACAUGUUUUGACUGUGAUGACAAUGAAGACAUGUCGGACGUUGAAAUCGGUAUUCUGACAGUGAUUAACCCGAGGGCUCUGCAACUGUACACUACUCCCUGCAUCUUGGUGCCACAACAACGGCAAUCAUUUUGGAAGGUACAGUGGUUGUGGAUGAUCUUGAAAAUCUUCCACAAGCAACGUGUCUGCUCUUGGACUAAUUUAUGCUCUAAACUUAGAGUAUCCUGCAGCACUGAAAUGCACAUUCGACUUCAUACAAAGAGUGAUUUUGUCCCUUGGCCACAAGUCACUCAAAUCUUAAAUCCAAUCACUGAAAAAUCGCCUGAUGCAGUAAUAGAUCAUAGCCAUGAUGCUAGUUUGAGUGAAUAGAAGCUGUCUUUAAGAAAACUAAAGAAAUUGUUGAGUACUGUUUUACAGGUACUUCAGUUUUUUCCAAUUGUUGAAAAAAAAAAAAAAAAA